AUGGACUCCCGCUCCCCAACCAAGCGCAAACGCGCCCUCUCAACAACCUCAACCACCUACUCAGCAACACCCUCCUCCUCAACUAUCAUCAACCCCCUCUCCCACCCGCCUUCCACCCUCAAACAAUUUCUCCCAGCCGGCAACUCCCCCGACGCACCCCUCCCCUCCUCCAUCUACCCCGACUUCCCCCACCGACCCCUUCCCUCCUCACCUACUUCAUCUCAUCCUCGCUCUCGAUCUCGCUCCCGCCGCAGCAGCUUCGCCAGCACCACCUUCAACUCCGACGCCGGCGACACCGACGCCGAAACAGACGGAUGGACAACUAUAACAGAUCACGACACCAUCUCCGUCACCAGCACGGGAAAACCCUACGCCAAGCGCGACCCCGUCCGCAGCACAGCCAAGCUGCACAAAGCGCAUCAAUCGCGCGUUGGCGCACUGGUCGCUAUUAUUCAGCGCUGUUUAGCCGAGGGGGACAUAGCGCUGGCGAGAAGGGCGUUCGGCUUGCUGGUGAGGGCGGACGUAAAUGGGCGGAAGGUGGAUUUGCGGUUUGGUGGGUAUUGGGAGUUGGGAGCGGAGGUGUUGAUGAGGGUAGGGGAAAACCAGGGGAAUCAGUUGGGGGGAGGGUCACAAGGCGGGUUGCUUGGGGAUGGGACGCAGAUGGAAGAGGAAGAGCGGGAGGGGGUAUACGGGGAGGGACCAUCUGGGGAAGGGGAGAUGGAAGAGGAGGAUGUAAAAGAGAGGAGGGAACGCAACCGAUUACUCCGCGCAGCACAAAAUCGGGAUCGAGUCCGGGCAUACUACGAGACGCUAAUCCAUUUACAUCCAUGGAGCAGGCUGCAUCCUAACAAAAUGGGCGCGGUGGAUUUCUAUCCUGCGCUGUUUGGGUUCGAGAUGGAGGCUUGUUUUGCGGAACAUCGGUACGGGGUGGAACAACUUGACAGACACCAUUUCAUUGAUGACGACGACGAUGAUCUACCAAAGUUCGGAGGGGAUGAUGAUCACAUGCAAAUCGACCAGCAAUCAUCCCUCGAUCCCCUCGACCCCCUGAGGUCCUCACCACCUUCACCAUCUGCUUACUACCCCAGUCACUCCAGUCACUCCAGACAGAUGGAUACCGUCAACGUCCACCCUCUAUACCGAACAGAAAUGGAAGAGGAUGAAAGAAGAAGCAAAAGGCCGGAAGUAAGACUAAGAAGAGAGAAAGAGAAACUGAGAAUAAAGGCGUUGGAGCAAAUGAAGGAUGUAGCGAGACGCAUGGAUGCCGUCUUGGAGAAUACCCCCUAUAAUAAAGAUGUGGAGCUGGUGAGGUUGAGAGCCAUGGUGGCGCUUUAUGUGGGGGAUUUGAGCGUGCCUGUUACGGUCACUCAGGUGGAAGGGGAGGGGGGCAGUGGGUGGAAGUCGCAUGAGGAGAGGAUGAAUGAGGAGGAGGGAAGGAGGGCACAGGCUGCUGAGAGGGAUAGGGCGAGGGUAUUGUUUAUAAAAAUGAGGGAGUUGAGAGGGGGGGAGUUGGAGGAGGGGGAUGAGUGGAUUUUGGAGUUGAUUAGUGGCGGUGGUGGUGGUGCUGAAGGUGAUGGGGAGGAUGAGGAUGUGGAGGGGGAGGAAGAGGAAGGGGGGGAUAGGGGGAGGAGUAGAGGUACGUUUGCUUUGGCUAUGAGGUGA
This is a messenger RNA of Neurospora tetrasperma FGSC 2508, 1662 nucleotides long. RefSeq lists its product as uncharacterized. Gene Ontology annotation, biological process: nucleolar large rRNA transcription by RNA polymerase I. The record is from RefSeq and is a predicted model, not a curated record. Gene Ontology annotation, molecular function: RNA polymerase I core promoter sequence-specific DNA binding; TBP-class protein binding. The transcript has a single exon. The coding region runs from base 1 to 1662 and encodes 553 amino acids. Gene Ontology annotation, cellular component: RNA polymerase I core factor complex. Lineage: Eukaryota; Fungi; Ascomycota; Sordariomycetes; Sordariales; Sordariaceae.